CUCACCUUGGAUUGUUUCACUUCUCUCCCCGCUGCGCGUUCCCCGCACUAUCCUGUUUCUGGCCUCUUUGGCGCUGCAGUAUUUCUCAAAAUGCCUCCUGCACGAGAUGCCAUGGCUCACCGCGGGGAUGACGAUGAGGUGUGCCCUGUCUGCAAAUCCUCUCGUUACCUGAACCCGGACAUGCGAUUCCUCAUCAAUCCAGAAUGCUACCACAAGAUGUGUGAGUCCUGUGUGGACCGGAUAUUUUCCUCGGGCCCGGCCAACUGUCCCGUCGCGGGCUGCCACAAGACCCUGCGCAAGAAUCGGUUUCGGAAGCAGACGUUCGAGGAUAUCAAUGUGGAAAGAGAGGUAGACAUUCGACGCAGGGUGAUGCAGGUGUUCGUCAUCAACAAUAUAUCUCCUCUGAACCGCCGCGAAGAAGAGUUUGACUCGAAACGAGCCUACGAUGACUUUCUCGAACAGCGUGAAGAGAUAAUCGCGAAUCUCGUCCACGGCACGGAUGUAGCGAAGACAGAGGGUGAUCUACAAAGAUAUGCUUCAGAGAACAUGCGGUCGAUUCGCGCCAACCAAGCCCUUGAAGCGCAAGAGGCCUCGUCCUUCCGAGAACAGCAGACACAAGAGCAAGAGCUGGCACGUCUUCGGCGAGAGGCGGCACGGCAGGAAUAUGAGAAUGAGCGUAAGGAGUUACUCGCCGGCCGGGAAGACGUUCUCAGUCGUCUUGCUGCAGGUCGACCGGGCGACGCAGCGGCUAUCGCUCGCGAGGGUCAAAAGGUCUUACUCAAGAAAUCCUCUGCUCGUCGUAGUGAGGAGGAUCGGAUCCGACAGAAGCAGGCUGCAUUGCGCAACUCGGACGCCAGGAAAGCCGGACAGGGUACCCUUGCGACCGACCGGGCAGAUGAUAGUGGUGCUUCGAGCCUCAUCAAAGGUCUUAAGAAGAUUAAAACUCCCGAGCCCGAGAAGCCUUACGAUCCUUUUGGUGGGCUGGUUCCCAACAAGAGGGACUAUUAUACUUUGCGCGACUAUUACCCGAACAGCUACCUCGACCCCAUCCGACAGGACACUCGUAUGCACGCAGGCGGAUACGACCUUCAAGAAUACUACUCACGUACUCUCAUGGAAGCUUUUGCGGGUUUGGGCUGCUUCCUUGACGAAGAAGUUUCCAAACGAGAUAUUGCAAAUACCUCAGAUAUCUCGAGACCUGUCGCUGCUGAAGGGUCUGCAUUGGCGGCAGUCUCAGGUGCAGGCGCUCCGGAAGGGAGCUCGUGA
Messenger RNA from Aspergillus sclerotioniger CBS 115572, 1266 nucleotides. Its product is annotated as TFIIH/NER complex subunit TFB3. The record is from RefSeq and is a predicted model, not a curated record. Gene Ontology annotation, molecular function: cyclin-dependent protein serine/threonine kinase activator activity. The transcript has 3 exons. NCBI's taxonomy places the organism in Eukaryota, Fungi, Ascomycota, Eurotiomycetes, Eurotiales, Aspergillaceae. Gene Ontology annotation, biological process: nucleotide-excision repair; regulation of transcription by RNA polymerase II; positive regulation of cyclin-dependent protein serine/threonine kinase activity. The coding region runs from base 91 to 1266 and encodes 391 amino acids. Gene Ontology annotation, cellular component: transcription factor TFIIH holo complex.